GCCGAUCGGAGGAAAGCAUGAAAACAGUGCUACUCGAGCAUCGGUACGGAACGGAUUAAAGUGAGGAUCCCGGCCUUUAUUGGCGACGUGGUUGUAGUCUACUGGAAAUAGAAGUCUAACCAUCGUGCAACUGUUUGUCUUUUUCAACAAUAACCGUUAGUGUUUAGAGCGGUAUUACAGGGACACAAAAGUCCUGGCUAAAUUUGCGGACCAAAUUUUCGCUUCACGUCCAGAGCGGUGUUUUUAGUAAUUUUCCAACAUGUGCAGAAUAAAAUCAUCGACCCAGCGCUCGAAGGUCAUACGUUUAUCGGUACCUGCGAACCGACGAUGAGAUAGAAGACGGUUGCGCUGUCCGUUUACAUUCCACUGGGCUGUGAGUGAUAUGUACAUGGCAAAAGUUCGAUGAAUCCGGAUUUGCUUAGUUAUAAAGUUAGAAAAAAGUGAUCGAUUAAGUGUCAACUGAAAAGAUUGUUUCGAAAAGAACUCUCCGGGAAAAAUAACCUCAUUAAUUCUUGGCAGACAAACAACACCCUCAACGCUGCAUCCCAAGUACAAAGUAGCAAAUAAAACAAAAGUAGUGCCCCUCGUCUUCUGUGCGGAUCAAAGUGUCGUAUCAGCAACGCACUCAACGUGAUCUCUCGUAACCGUGUGUAUUGCAAAAACUGGAAGUGGUGCGUGAAAUUGUGUCUUCUGGUCGGAGCCGUUCUAGUCACCGCAUCACGUCCUGUUGUCGCCGCCGUAGCCGUGUUUGUCCUCGAACCUUCAUUCGAGACUCGGGUCGGAAACAUUAGCAAACUAACAUGGCACUAGACUUUACCAAACGGCAAUGGCUCACGCUGAUGAUCAUGGGACUGGCGGACUUUUGUAAUGCUAUUUGCGUCAGCCUGCAGGCUCCAUUUUUCCCCAACGAGGCAGAGAAAAAGGGUGCCACAGCCACCGAAUACGGGCUCGUAUUUGGCGUUUUCGAGUUAGUUGUGUUCAUCAUCUCCCCAAUUUACGGCCAGUAUAUCAACCGGAUUGGACCGAAAGUAUUAUUCAACAGUGGAAUUUUCACCACCGGCACGUCAGCCAUUCUGUUCGGUCUUUUGGACCGAAUUCCGAGUCACAUCCCGUUCAUCACACUAGCUUUCGUGAUCCGUAUCGUGGAAGCCCUGGGCAAUGCGGCCUUCCUUACGGCUUCCUUCGCCAUCAUCGCCAAGGAGUUCCCGAACAAUGUGGCAACGACCUUCGCGUCACUGGAGACAUGCUUCGGACUAGGACUGAUAGUCGGUCCAAUGGUAGGAGGUGCCCUGUACUCUGUGGGUGGCUACUACUUACCGUUUGUAGUCCUCGGUUCGGCCCUGUUCGUUACAGCGAUUCUUACGCUGUGCAUUCUUCCCAAACACACGAACGAACCCUACCAGGACAGUGGAAAGAACGCUUCCAUGUGGAGUGUACUCAAAAUCCCCGGUGUGUUGGUCAGCUCGUUAGCGAUAUGCGCCACUAGUGCAUCGAUUGGGUUCCUCAGCGCAACGCUGGAACCUCACUUACGACAAUUUGAUUUAAGUCCUAUCCUAUUGGGAGUUGUGUUUGUAAUUAACGGAGGCAUUUAUGCCCUGACGGCACCAGCCUUCGGAUGGAUGGUUGAUAAGUUCCUGAAUCCUAAAAUAUGUUCCGCAGCGGGAUGUUUCCUGGUGGUAGGGGCCUUUAUGACAAUAGGGCCAGCUUCGUUCAUUCCUUCGGAAACGUCGCUGACGCUCGUUAUUUCUGGACUUGUACUGCAUGGACUAGGAAUAGCGUCUGUGCUGGUGUCAGGAUUCACUGACUCCCUGAGGACGGCAAUUGCCAACGGCCUACCAGACAGCAUAGAAACGUACGGUCUCAUUUCUGGCCUAUGGACAUCGACGUUCGCCUUUGGGGCCUUUGUCGGCCCGUCGGUAAGCGGACUGCUAUUCGACGCCAUAGGAUUCCGUGGUUCGACCGUGUUCAUCGUUGGACUUCAGCUGAUCGUGGGCAGCAUCAUUCUGCUGUUCAUCAUGUGCGAUCGUACGCCACGGCCGUACAAGAAUCUCUCGGUGGAAUCGCUCAUCAAAAUCCAGGACGGCCAGCCACCGGACAAUGCUAUGGCGAGCCGCAGCAGCAGCCUGGACAUCAAUGCCCGAGGAUCUAAAGCAGGUUUCCUGGGUAGUCAGCAUUCGAUCAGCAUCGAGUCAUGGCGAAUGUCUGCCAACAGUUUGAUCCUCAGCAACAGUUACAGUAGCAAACAAGGUCGGUGGGCGCGUUCUGUUACAGAACUUGAAUCCAAUAACGCAGCUCACUAUGGCCCUCGUUAUGGCAGUUUCGAUGCCCGACCUGCAUAUCAGGAUACAAUGGCGUAGGAAACCCACCCCCGUUGUUCGCUCAACUAUAGAUGUACAUAUAUGUAAACUAAUUGCUCUAAGAGUUCGUGUAAUUUUUGCAACGGAUUCUUGAGGAAAAUAUUAAAAACAAAGAAACAAAAGUUUCCGGUCCAACGUAAACACUGCCCCAAUUUAUUGGAAUACCGAGCAGUUAGUGAACACGUGACCGCUGUCGAAAAUACGUGCGAUCUUUUUCGGGCACAGAACGCAGCAUCAUCUUAGAUUACUUCGUUGUCGAAACCGUAAAGCUACCUACACCCUCGCUGCUCCCACAAACGAUUCCACCAUUUUCAUCACCGCAUACGAGAAUAAUUGAACGAAACAAAUACGAGUGUUCUCUAUUUAGUGUACGCGAAGCAGUCCUCAUGACAGGCAAGCGCCCGCCAUAUUUGUAAUUACGAGAUUAAGUCAAGAAAAACGAAAAAAAUACAGCAAAGCACCCCGAUAUGAUAGCAUUCUCGGUGCAGCAAACAAAAAACAGGAACAGAUAACGCGCCACACAAUGGGCUGAUAGCAAAAAGGCAUAAUAAAGUUCGUUAUUUAUAAUGAAAGUAACUCGUUUCAUGUUUCAUUCAACGAAAUCUUCGAGACCUUAAGGGCAGCCAGCGGAUCAGCUGUAGAUUUUUUUGUGCUGAAUAAGUAAAGAUCUUUAGCGCACCAAAUGACCUGGAUAUAUGAAAAUAUUAUUCGACCAUUUUUCAUUGGAACGAAGCUUUGCACACGUAUUUGACUUAGCAAACUGAGUAUUUUUCACAGAUGAAGAAAUUUUUUAGACUCGAGAGUAAUUUUUAAAUGGGCAUAUAUAUUUGGCGUGAAUUUAAUUCAAAUUUAAUUGUAACUCAGAAACCGCUGGUUUUAU
Messenger RNA from Wyeomyia smithii (pitcher-plant mosquito), 3237 nucleotides. RefSeq names its product MFS-type transporter SLC18B1-like. Gene Ontology annotation, molecular function: transmembrane transporter activity. Gene Ontology annotation, biological process: transmembrane transport. The coding region runs from base 801 to 2357 and encodes 518 amino acids. The record is from RefSeq and is a predicted model, not a curated record. NCBI's taxonomy places the organism in Eukaryota, Metazoa, Arthropoda, Insecta, Diptera, Culicidae. The transcript has 9 exons.